GCAGGCCGAGGAACUUAACGGUUUUUCAGUUGUUUAGUCUUAAACAUCUAGCAGUGGUUGACAGCCUAAAAAGUAUCUAUGAUCGAGGGAAUCGAAAGACGAAAUAGAUCGAUUGGUUAUUCACGUUUUCUUCACUUGGAUCGUUCCCUCGAUCAUCAUGUCACAGAUAAGGUAACAGUGCGGUGUCUGUCAAAUAAGUGCGAGGUGACGCGACGGGGGGGCUGACUUCGGUUGUCAAAGUUAACCAUCUUUUAAUUAUAUUGUUUCCGUUUUCUUCUAAUUUAAGAAUUAAAAUUACUACCGCGCGACAUGCUGAGACCCGUAGACAUUUACACGCUUCUUGCCAUUGUACAACAAUUAGUGCACUCGGAUGCCGACAUUAGUACAUUGACUCGAAGAAUACACCACAAAAAUGGUACCAUGAUUCCAAUAGACGUGUACAUCGGCUACACUAAUAAUCCUUGGGGACCUUCGGCGGUGUUGGAAAGCACAGCUGACCAAUCCAAAGAUAAAGAAUUACAAAAUCGAUCUAAGAGAAGUGCAUUUCAACUAUACAACAUGGUAGUAUGCGCAACUGGCUGUAAUCCAAUUGCUUAUCUUGGAUACGGUUGUUAUUGUGGUUUCCUUGGUUCUGGAUCUCCGGUCGAUCCUAUAGACAACUGCUGCAAAAUGCACGACUGGUGUUACAACGGCGCUGAUUGUCCAAUGUUCCUCGAGUACUUCACGCCUUAUGUGUGGACUUGUUAUAAUCAAAAACCAUUGUGCUCUUUAGGUGAUGGCUGUAGUCAGCGGCUUUGUGAAUGCGACCAACAACUGGCUUUAUGUUUAAAGCAUUACGGUUGUCCAAGACGAAAAGCGAUUUGCAAAUCUAGUGCAUGGAGAUGGUUUCAAAAUUUCCUAAUAUGAUUUGAAAAUCGUUUCUGGCCUACUUAUGAGAGUUCUAGUCAUUAUCAGUUAAAUUUUAACGUCGGCGAUGGCGUUAAUGGAUUAUAAAACAUUUUCAUGUUUUAAACAUACUGUGUAUGUUAAACAGUUAUAUUGAUUGAUUUUUCAUAUUGAUAAAUAAAAAAUAUAAUUUAUCAGUUUCCAGUCUAAUGAAAAAAGUUACCAAAAGAUACAUGUAAAUACAGAAUGGAUACAUCUACUUUCCAGUUUUAUAUUCAAUAUAAUGUAUUAAAUAUCUUAGAAUAGAAAUAAUGUUAUAAUAAUAUGUAUAUUCUAUUAAAACUUAUCCAUUAUGAAAAAAAAUUAAAGCCUAAGAUUUUAUUCAACU
This is a messenger RNA of Daktulosphaira vitifoliae (grape phylloxera), 1273 nucleotides long. RefSeq names its product acidic phospholipase A2 PA-3. Bases 310 to 906 code for a protein of 198 amino acids. The transcript has 6 exons. Lineage: Eukaryota; Metazoa; Arthropoda; Insecta; Hemiptera; Phylloxeridae. The record is from RefSeq and is a predicted model, not a curated record. Gene Ontology annotation, biological process: phospholipid metabolic process; arachidonate secretion; lipid catabolic process. Gene Ontology annotation, molecular function: calcium ion binding; A2-type glycerophospholipase activity.